This is a messenger RNA of Closterium sp. Yama58-4, 1485 nucleotides long. NCBI's taxonomy places the organism in Eukaryota, Viridiplantae, Streptophyta, Zygnematophyceae, Desmidiales, Closteriaceae. The record is from the annotation of a GenBank genome assembly.
AUGGCAACACAUGCGCAGAGAAUAGCCAUGGCAGUGCGUGAUUUGAAAGCUCAAGGCGCCACGUCUGCCGCUGUGCUGGCGGGGUACGAGCAGUGGCAUGCUGACGUGGCGGGGAGGGUGUGUGGUAACCAGCAGGAGCUGAUGAGUCGCAUGGAGGCAGUGGAAGCACUGGCGGGGAAGGUGUACAAGAGAAUGAACUGGACCAGCAGCGUCGUCAAGAGCAACCUGCAGCACCUGAGGGCAGCUCCCAGUCUUAGGAUGGAGAUGGAGCAUCUACGGAAUCAGUUAAGUGCCGUCACGCGGAGCUAUGAGGGGCUGUGUGAGGAGCUAGAAGCGGCAGGGCUGGAGUUUGACUGUGAGAUGGAGGAGAUUAGCAGGAUUGACGGGGAUGAAGCUGUUGAAGGUGGUGUUGAAGCGAGGGAGUCUGGUCUAGGAGUUUCCGGCCAGUCUGAAGAUUCGUCAAGUAGUGGUUGUCAUGAUAGUGGGGCAGUGAUGGUGGGGUUCCUGCAGGGCAACCCAGUGAGCCACUGGAGUGGGGGAGUGAACUUGUGGAAGCCCCCUGCUGUGAAGCCAGGGGACAUUCUCGUCUUCCAGUGGUUUGCCGAAACUCACGACGUGCAGCGCUUUAAGAACAUCUUUGCCUUCAAGGCCUGCGCCUUCUUCAACGCCGUGCCGCUCACAUCCGCCUCGCAGUUUGGCAUGCGGCUCUUUCAAGUCAAGCCCGCACAUGCCGGCAAGACGCUCUUCUUUGGGAGCAGUGUGGGCAAGGACUGCCAGCGAGGCGUCAAGAUCGCCAUUCCUUGCUACUUUCAAAAUCCGACGCUCCGACGCUCUCUGAAAUUGCACGCUACCAUGGCUACUCUUCGCUCCGUGUUCGUCCUUGCGUUGGUCCUCGUCUCGCUUCCCGCACUCUAUGCCGCGUCCGCGCCAAAGCAGCGGGGUCAAGUCGCUGCAGGAACCGCAACCGUGGACGCGGCGAGUUGGGGCCGCAAGCUGCUGGAAGCGACCAGCGGCUCCGCCGCAAGCGGUGCUGACGUGGACCAGCUGGGCGGCGAGGAGGAGGAAGUGGGGGAGGCGACGGACGACGGGCUGGACGAGGCGGUGCGGGUGCUGCUGAGCUGGAAGAAGGUGAAGGACGCGGCGAGGAACGCGGCGAAGAGCGAGGCGGGCAAGAAGCUGGGAGGCAUCGCGAAGACGGUGGUGGAGAGGGGCGGGGUGGACGCGCUCAAGGCUGCGGCCAACGCGUACAGCAGCGGCAAGGGCGCCAAGGGCGCGCUGGAGGCGGGCGGUAGCUCGCUCCUGCGCACCACGAAGGAUGUGGUGGUGGGGAGUGGUUCCCGCACAGUCUCGACCGGUCAUGGUGGGAGGCGGGUUGUCGACCAACCAAGUAGUCAGUCCGUGGGGAUUGGGGGUGGGCGACUGGUCGCCGCCUGCUGUGAAGCCAGGAGACCUCCUCGUGUUCAGGUGGUUUGGAGAGACUCAUGA